AUGGCCCUUUUAUGGAGAUCCUCUCUAUCUACCUGCCUCCUUGUCCUCCUUCUCCAGCUGCCUUCUAGCGGUGCAGGACAGUUCAGAGUGAUAGGGCCCGGGCACAUCAUCCGAGCUCUGGUUGGGGAUGAAGCGGAAUUGCCAUGUCGCAUAUCUCCUGGAAAGAAUGCUUCGGGUAUGGAGGUGGGGUGGUACCGUCCCCCCUUCUCUAGGGUGGUUCACCUCUACCGAAAUGGCAAGGACCAAGAUGCAGAACAGGCACCUGAAUAUCGAGGCCGAACAGAGCUGCUGAAGGAGUCUAUUGGAGAGGGCAAGGUGACCCUCAGGAUCCGGAAUGUGAGGUUCGCAGAUGAAGGAGGAUUCACCUGCUUCUUCCGAGAUCAUUCUUACCAAGAGGAGGCAGCCAUGGAAUUAAAAGUGGAAGAUCCCUUCUACUGGAUCAACCCUGGAGUGCUGGUUCUCAUUGCAGUGCUGCCUGUGCUCCUCCUGCAGACUGCAGUGGGCCUCCUCUUCCUCUACCUGCAGCACAGACUGAGAGGAAAACUUCGAGCAGAAAUAGAGAAUCUUCAUCGGACUUUUGAUCCCCACUUCCUGAGAGUUCCUUGCUGGAAGAUAACACUCUUUGUAAUCGUGCCGGUUCUUGGACCCCUGGUUGCCUUGAUCAUCUGCUACAACUGGCUACACCGAAGACUGGCAGGACAGUUUCUUGAAGAGCUAAGUAAGUUAAUUUCUCAUUUUUAUCAGCCAAGAACAAAAUGUCGGGAAAGGAAGACUAAGCAGAGGGUUGAGAGUGGAGGGAGGACCCUUCUAUUAAGGGAUAAUGGGAAGAGGCCACUGUUGGACAAAUUCAUAGGUGACUGAGAGGGAUGCCAGGCCACUCCCACCUGCUGCCUGAUUGCACUCCUUAGCAGGACUCUCACCAGCCUUCUUUCUAUUCUCUGCAUAAGAUGAGAUGACCCCAGAGAGCUCAGGUUCAGUGGUUUCAUAGUAAACUACUGACAAGCUAUCUUUUCCUUCUUCUAGGAAACCCCUUCUGAGUGCUGACACAUUUUUGGCUGAGGUGCAAGAGUCUAGUUGGUCCAGAGUCUGGUCCUUGGGAACAUGUCAUCCAUUCACUGGACUCUGCUGUGGGCACAUUCCAAUCUGCACAUCCAUGAACAUUCUGAAUUCCAAAUAGAAUUGAUGUCCCUUCUUCUGUCUUCCACUUUAUUUCUUCCUCUCCCAGUUUUUGUUUGUCACAUCUUUCCACUCCUCUUCUACCAGGAAGCGCUUUAUGGUGGGUCACCUUUUUCCAUCAGAGGACACCUAUGCAAGAACAAAAAGCAACAGACGGGAGGCUCUGUGCCAUGAUCUGGAGUCCCAGAACCUCCUUACUACAAAUGACAGUCCAUCAAGUUUGCAAAUAGUGGCUCUUUCUUCCAAGAUUCCAGCUGUGAUUGGGGUAAAGAGCAAAGGAGCAGUCAAGUUAUCUGAUGUUGAGUGAGCUGCAGAUGAGAAUGUGUGAAGCCUUAACUAAAACCUGGGGAUAGCUUCCCAGAUGGAUUCCACAGAAUACUGUCCAGACCCUACCUUGUCUCAGCAGCCUGAGGAGGAACUUUGGCAGCAAGGGAUGAGAAGUGGGCCAUACAUGUCUCUGUUCUAUUUCCAUAUCUGUCUCUCUUAUCCCUUUCCUCCCACCUGCACCUCUACCAUAGAAUCUACUGUUUUAUUCAACUAUUACUACUCAGUGGUUUAUCAGACACAAAGAAACAAGCUAGGUGCUAAUUAUUAAUAAUACAAGUUUCUAUGUGCACAUUUCUUUCCCCUUCUCUGUGUUGUAUUUCCUUCAUUAUUUUUCUAUCCUCUGUUCCUCAACCUACGCCUCCAGACCCCAGAGGCAAAUCCUCAGGCAAACCAAAUGUAGACUUAAGUCAGAAAGGCCUUUUAUUGUUUUAAUUUAUUUUUGUUGGUUGUAGGGCUUGA
Dipodomys spectabilis (banner-tailed kangaroo rat) is the source of this 1962-nucleotide messenger RNA. It is a transcript of the gene Mog, whose product is annotated as myelin oligodendrocyte glycoprotein. Bases 1 to 861 code for a protein of 286 amino acids. NCBI's taxonomy places the organism in Eukaryota, Metazoa, Chordata, Mammalia, Rodentia, Heteromyidae. Gene Ontology annotation, cellular component: external side of plasma membrane. Gene Ontology annotation, biological process: regulation of cytokine production; T cell receptor signaling pathway. Gene Ontology annotation, molecular function: signaling receptor binding. The record is from RefSeq and is a predicted model, not a curated record. The transcript is spliced from 7 exons.